Molecule: messenger RNA, 3301 nt
Organism: Anopheles coluzzii
Lineage: Eukaryota; Metazoa; Arthropoda; Insecta; Diptera; Culicidae
Product: transmembrane protease serine 9-like
Exons: 14
Coding region: 1-3066 (1021 amino acids)
Biological process (GO): cell adhesion; tissue regeneration; proteolysis
Cellular component (GO): membrane
Molecular function (GO): serine-type endopeptidase activity
Source: RefSeq, a predicted model, not a curated record
AUGCUACGUAAGGUCUUUGCUGUUGUCUCGGUACUCCUGGUAGUAAGUGCAGCCAAGGUGACAAAACUGGUGCUGGACGACCACUACGUCAACCGAGUGGUUGGAGGAGAGGUAGCGAAGAACGGUUCGGCCCCGUACCAGGUAUCGCUGCAGGUUCCCGGCUGGGGUCACAACUGUGGAGGAUCGCUGCUUAACAAUCGAUGGGUACUAACGGCAGCACACUGUCUGGUCGGCUAUGAGCCCAGUGAUUUGAUGGUACUCGUCGGCACAAACAGUCUCAAGGAGGGAGGCGAACUUCUGAAGGUUGACAAGCUGCUGUACCACAGCCGUUACAAUCGUCCCCAGUUCCACAAUGACAUCGGAUUGAUGCGGCUGGAGCAACCGGUACAGUUCUCGGAGCUUGUGCAGAGCGUGGAGUACCUGGAGAAGGCGGUACCGGUCAAUGCGACGGUGCGAUUGACGGGCUGGGGUCGUACCAGCACUAAUGGGAAUGUUCCCACGCUACUCCAGAGCCUGAACGUUGUAACGCUGUCGAAUGAAGACUGUAAGGCAAAGAUGGGCAAUCCGGAGAAUGUCGACCUGGGACACGUUUGCACACUAACUAAGGCUGGCGAGGGAGCGUGCAAUGGUGAUUCCGGUGGCCCACUGGUGUACGAGGGAAAGCUGGUCGGUGUGGUGAACUUUGGCGUUCCGUGCGGUCGCGGAUUCCCGGAUGGGUUCGCACGUGUCUCCUACUACCAUGAGUGGGUUCGCACAACGAUGGCUAACAACUCGCCGUUCACCGACGGUGUACCAAACAGAACCAAUUCUCCCAAUAGCAUCAUGCUACGAAAGGUCUUUGCUGUUGUCUCGGUACUCCUGGUAGUAAGUGCAGCCAAGGUGACAAAACUGGUGCUGGAUGACAACUACGUCAACCGAGUAGUUGGUGGAGAGGUAGCGAAGAACGGUUCGGCCCCGUACCAGGUAUCGCUGCAGGUUCCCGGCUGGGGUCACAACUGUGGAGGAUCGCUGCUUAACAAUCGAUGGGUACUAACGGCAGCACACUGUCUGGUCGGCUAUGAGCCCAGUGAUUUGAUGGUACUCGUCGGCACAAACAGUCUCAAGGAGGGAGGCGAACUUCUGAAGGUUGACAAGCUGCUGUACCACAGCCGUUACAAUCUUCCCCGGUUCCAUAAUGACAUUGGUUUGGUGCGACUAGAGCAACCGGUACGGUUCUCGGAGCUUGUGCAGAGCGUGGAGUACUCGGAAAAGGCGGUUCCGGCCAAUGCGACGGUACGGCUGACGGGCUGGGGUCAUACUAGUGCAAACGGACCAUCACCAACGCUACUCCAGAGCCUGAACGUUGUAACGCUGUCCAACGAGGAUUGCAAUAAGAAGGGAGGCGAUCCAGGCUAUACGGAUGUUGGACAUCUUUGCACACUGACUAAAACAGGCGAGGGAGCGUGCAAUGGUGACUCUGGUGGCCCACUGGUGUACGAGGGAAAGCUGGUCGGAGUGGUGAACUUUGGCGUUCCCUGUGCUUUAGGAUAUCCGGACGGUUUUGCCCGUGUCUCGUACUAUCAUGAUUGGGUUCGCACAACGAUGGCUAACAAUUCAAACUGUAGAGUGAAUAGUGCCCUGAAGAUGUCUGAGCUGGUGAGCUUUAGACCAGGCCCAAGAACGGGCCCUCCUGGGAACGAUCACGACAGCGACGACAACGAUUUCAACAGUGUAGUGGAAUCGGAAAAUGACGAACCGAGCUAUCCAUGCGCUAGAGGCAAUGCGGCCUACACCAGCUUAAUGCUGUACCAAGAAAGUAAACCAUACCCUGCCCCGGAGGUAUGUGACCAGGAAAAGGGACAACUUCAACUGCAGAAAAGUGACGAGUCGGACCAGCGUGAACCCACCAACAAACAAAUUAAUGCAGAGCUGAGCAGCUUCGUGCAGAAGAAAUCGUUCGCCCAGAACAUGAUGGACAUUGCUCUGCUGUCGGCAAACACGAAUCAGCUGCGGUACGUGAUCGAUCUGGGCGACAAGCAUCCGUACUACAUGACCAGUCUGAUGCUGAUCAUCGUCAGUCUCGUGAUGCAGGUAGUCGUUGGCCUAUCGAUGCUGUACGUGAAUAGAUACAACAUGAAGAACAGAAGUGAGAUAAAGGCAGCCUCGCACAUGAACAAUCUUUCCGUGGCGGGUGUGUUUAUGGUAACGCUGGUCAACGUGUUCAUAUCCACCUUCAACGGUGCAGGAGCUGGUACACCUCCCAUACCGGAAACUGGCGGCGUGUGUGUUUUUCCUUCCCGAGGAUCGUCAAAUAGCAUCAUGCUUAGGAAAGCGUUCAUCCUUGUGUCGGCAUGUUUGGUAGUGAGUGCAGCUAAACUACCGAAACUGGUGCUAGACGACGGCUACCGAGUAGUUGGAGGAGAGGUGGCGAAAAAUGGAUCAGCACCCUAUCAAGUGUCGCUGCAGAUACCCGGUCACGGUCAUAACUGUGGCGGUUCUCUGCUGAACAGCCGUUGGGUACUGACGGCAGCACACUGUAUUGUUGGUCAUGAACCGACCAACAUUCAAGUGCUUGUCGGUACAAACAGUUUGAAGGAGGGCGGCCAGCUAUACAAACCGGACAAAUUGUUCCACCACAACUACGCUAGUCCCGAGUUCCGCAACGAUAUCGGUUUGAUACGUCUGAAGGAGGAGGUACAGUUUUCGGAGAUAGUGCAAAGCAUCGAAUACUCGGAACAGGUUGUCCCGGCAAACGUUACCGUACGGUUGACCGGCUGGGGACGCACCAGUGCUGGCGGAAGUGUGCCAACACUGCUACAGAGCCUGAACGUGGUGACGCUCACGAACGAAGACUGCAAGGCCAAGAGCCUUUAUCCCGAACAUGUCGACGUGGGGCACCUUUGCACGCUGAGCCGGUCUGGCGAGGGCGCCUGCAAUGGUGACUCCGGUGGUCCGUUAGUGUACGAGGGAAAGUUGGUCGGAGUGGUGAACUUUGGCGUUCCGUGCGGGCUCGGAUAUCCGGAUGGGUUUGCGCGCGUCUCCUACUACCACGAUUGGAUUCGCACAACGAUGGCCAACGAUUCGUAACGGAUUUGCAGUCACGUGGUUUGAAGUGGUGAUUUCGUGUUCUGUUGAAUUCACCACGGCCACCGUAGUGUGCAUUGCAUAGUACCAGGCGCUUAUAGUUUUACUGGCGUGCACGAGAAACGUUGUACCUCAAAGUGUUGGGCACUGUAUGCGUAAGUGUAGAAUUUCUCAUAUGUUCGGUGUAAAGGAAAAGGGAUUUAGUACUUGAAAUAAAUUCAGUUUUUGCUAAACUUAA